GUUUGCGGUGGUUUCCCGUCUUUUUUAUUUGGGUAAAAUUUCAAAAGCCGCCGGCUACCUGCCAGUGCUGCCAGACAUGACUAAUCGAUGAGCAAUUUAAUGCUGUGCCCAAAUCUGUGAGGAUCACUUUUCUGGGAGAAGAAGCAAUGGCGACGUCUGUGAAGUUGAGUAACGGUGCACAAAUGCCCAUUGUUGGCCUGGGCACCUGGAAAUCUCCUCCUGGAAAAGUCACAGAGGCGGUGAAAGCCGCCAUCUCUGCAGGCUACAGACACAUCGAUGGGGCGUACAUUUACCAGAACGAGGUUGAAGUCGGCGAGGGGAUAGCGGCCAUGAUCAAGGACGGCGUGGUUAAGCGUGAGGAACUUUUCAUUGUUAGCAAGCUAUGGUGUACUUUCCAUGCCAAGUCCAUGGUGAGGGAAGCUUGUGAGAAGACCUUGAGUGACCUUAAACUGGACUAUCUGGACUUAUACCUGGUGCACUGGCCAAUGGGAUUAAAGGCCGGCAGCGACCUGUUUCCUACUGACAGCGCCGGUGACACAAUUCCUGAUCAUUCCAACUUCCUAGAGACGUGGGAGGGGAUGGAGGAGCUGCUGGAUGCCGGAUUGGUUAAGGCUAUCGGGAUCUCCAAUUUCAACCGGGAUCAGAUCGAAAGCCUUCUCAACAAGCCGGGCCUCAAAUACAAGCCCGCUAACAUCCAGGUGGAGUGCCAUCCCUUCCUGACCCAAGAGAAGCUGAUCAGCUACUGCAACUCUAAGGGCAUCUCUGUGACUGCCUACAGUCCCCUGGGCUCUCCCGAUAGACCUUGGGCGAAGCCAGACGACCCAUCCCUUCUGGAGCAUCCUGACAUCAAAGCAAUCGCUGCAAAGCACAAGAAGACAACUGCUCAGGUCCUGAUCCGUUUCCACAUCCAGCGUAAUGUUGUGGUGAUUCCCAAAUCAAUCACCCCUCACCGUAUUCAGGAGAAUUUUCAGGUGUUUGACUUCCAACUGAGCGACGAGGACAUGAAAAGCAUAUUGGGCUUCAAUCGCAACUGGAGAGUCUGCCCCUUUCUAAUGAACAAGAAGCACAAGGACUACCCUUUCCACGCUGAAUUCUGACACGGAGCGUGUGCGGAGGUUUGCUAACAUCGUGUCCCAAGAUGAGUAGCUUUAUUAUAGCACUGUUACUGUUCCAUGUGGCCUUCACGCGUUACAUUUGGCCUGGGAAAAACUGCUUUCUGUCAACCAAUUGAACCCUAAAAAUCAAUCCUCAUUCCUAUUACGGUAUUCAUCCAUUUUCAGUAAUCAUAUCAACUUCAUAUUGGCCAUGUAAAGAAUAAUUGUAUGAUUUCCCAUAGGACGCCAGCACUUCCCAUUAUUUGCACGAGUCAUAUGUGGCACUUGUGACUUCACUCCUUGCUGAGUCAUGUGUGCUGCUUGUGACUACAUAUAUUUGUACUUCUUUCUUUCGUCUUCCUUGUCACUUCUCAUGUGCCAAAGGGCCGCUGUUACUGGUUUUAAAGACCACUUGUGCCAACAACAAUUAAUAGCUACAAAUAAAUCAAAAAGCUGAUUUAAAAAUGUGUAGGUUGUGAUAAGGCUUUUUGUUUGUGUUACAAUAAAAGUAGAUUAAGCAGCUA
Molecule: messenger RNA, 1618 nt
Organism: Entelurus aequoreus (snake pipefish)
Lineage: Eukaryota; Metazoa; Chordata; Actinopteri; Syngnathiformes; Syngnathidae
Product: aldo-keto reductase family 1 member B1-like
Exons: 10
Coding region: 147-1097 (316 amino acids)
Cellular component (GO): cytosol
Molecular function (GO): aldose reductase (NADPH) activity
Source: RefSeq, a predicted model, not a curated record